UCGGCUUCUGACUCUGACAGUCAGUUGGUGAUUGACCGCCGUACCGGUUUGAAAAAAUGUUCGUCACUCUGCUUAUCACUUGUUUUUGUAUUUUCCAGUGCAGUGUUUCGGCCAGUGAUUAUCCGCAAGUUGAAAUCAGUGACGGACUAUUGAGAGGAAAGUUUUGGAAAACAAGAAACAAUCGGAAGUUUAGUGGUUUCACCAGCAUUCCUUAUGCGAAACCACCUGUUGGGCCACUUAGAUUUAAGCCACCGGUUCCCAUUGAUCCUUGGGAUGGAACAAUAAAUGCCACGGAAACUCAUGCUGUUUGUCCUCAAAGAGAUGUUUAUAGGAGAUCAAAUAUCAUUGAGGGAGAGGAGGACUGUUUAUAUUUGAAUGUUUACACACCAAAGCUAUCAAGAUUUGAUGCAGAUCCACUACCCGUAAUGGUCUUCUUUCAUGGGGGAGGCUGGUUAGCUGGGGGUGGCAAUUCCCUCUGGUAUGGACCCGACAUCUUCCUUGACAGAGACAUAGUCCUUGUCGUUACCAAUUACAGAUUAGGUGCUUUGGGAUUCUUAACAACAGGAGAUGAAGUCGUCCCAGGCAACAAUGGUUUGAAGGAUCAAAAUUUGGCUUUAAAAUGGACGAAGAAAAAUAUAGCAAAGUUUGGCGGAGACCCCGAGAGCAUCACUAUCUUUGGUGAAUCUGCCGGAGGAGCCAGUUCACAAUAUCAUAUGUUGUCCCCGUUAAGCAGAGGUCUCUUCAAAGGAGCAAUACUUGAAAGUGGCACAACAUUGUGUCCUUGGGCGUUCUCAGAAAACAACGAGGGCCUCAAGAAUUCAGAGAAAUUAGCCAUUGCUUUAGAUUGUCCCACCCAACCUAGAAAAGAUAUGGUGGAAUGUCUAAGAAAAGUCGAUCCAGUCACUAUUAUAGAACAAGAUGAAAUCUUCAAGGUAUGGGACUACGAUCCAAUGAUACCCUUUAAACCAUCAGUGGAACCAAAACAUGAAGGUGCUUUUCUACCUGAUCAUCCACUCAAUUUGAUUAAAUCCGGACAAAGUAUGGAUGUACCCAUAAUAGUUGGGUUGAAUACAGAAGAUGGCAGUUUGAAAGUAGCAGGGUAUGAAAACUUCAACCUUACUAGUGAGUUUGAUGAGAGAUUUGAUGAACUUGUUCCUAUAUCAUUCGAGUUUGAUAGAUAUGUAGAAAAUACUGACACCAUAACAAGGAAUUUGAGGAAAUUCUAUUUUGGAAAUAAAAAGAUAGAUUCAUCGACUAUUGGUGAUGUUGUGAAUCUUUAUACUGAUGGCUGGUUUCUCAAAGGUGCCGAUGACGUGGUGAGACUACAGACCAAGUAUUACCAGAGCCCUGUGUAUUAUUAUCUAUUUGGGUACCGAGGAAGUACUAGUAUGACAAAAAUUUUCAAUGGAGGAGACACGGACUACGGAGUAUGUCAUGCUGAUGAGUUACAGUAUCUAUUUCCUCUUGGAGAUGGACUGUUUCCAGAUGUUCCACCUUCCGAAGAGGAUAAACGAACUGCAGAACUUUUAACAACACUCUGGGCAAACUUUGCAAAAACCGGAAACCCAUCGCCUGAGGUAACCGAUAUAAUUCCCGAACUAUGGACUCCAUACUCCUUGAGAAAUGAGGAAUACUAUUACAUCGAUGAAAAAUCAACGGAAAUGAGAUCUGGAAUUUACCCAGAAAGAAUUCAACUCUGGAGAUCAGUGAUAAAUGAUCCAGUAACUGAUUUGAGAAUUGAAUUAUAGGUUUAUUAAUUUGAUUUUACUUAUAGGUUUCCAAUAAAUUGUAAAGGGUAUCCCUCAAAACCCAAGAACUGCAUGUGUAUCUCACUUUAUGUACUAGAAUGUGUUUUUUACAAAUAUCUCAGGAAAUCGAAAGCAACGGUGCAAAUAUAAAUGAAUGUUAUUCUAUUUUGUUAUUAUAUGCAGAUGUCAUUAAAACUUUGAAAUAACUUUAA
Molecule: messenger RNA, 1960 nt
Organism: Leptinotarsa decemlineata (Colorado potato beetle)
Lineage: Eukaryota; Metazoa; Arthropoda; Insecta; Coleoptera; Chrysomelidae
Product: esterase E4
Source: RefSeq, a predicted model, not a curated record